AGAUUUAACUGUGUCCUCUCAGAGCUCAGAGAGGUGAAGAACUCAGGGCUGCUCAGCAGGGAAUUGAGCCUAGAUCCACCAUAGUCCAAAGACUCAGCUGCAUCCAACCUGUCAGGAGUUAGCUUUCCAAGCCAUAGUCACCUGAAUGCACAUCACAUCAGUCUGGAGGCAAGGAGGCUCCAGGGAGGCCAUGGUGCCUGAAAGAGGUAGGGGAGGGUGUCUCAGGAGGAAUGAGGAGGAAUAGACAGAGGUAAGGAAGGGCUUGGUGAGAGGAAAGCUUAGAGAAGAUUCAGGCCUGGGAAUGUAGGCUGGGUAGUUUGGAUUAUGCUCUGAUAGUGGUAGGGAGCCCCGGAAGGUGUUUGACCAGUGUUGGAUUCACCUGUGCAAGGAACAUCUAUGCUGGCUGCGCAGUAGAGAGUGGAUGGGAGCAGGUGAGGGGACCAGUCAAGGGGCCCAGUCAAGGGGCAGUAACAAGGUCCAGAAGUGGCUCUUCACAAAAGGAGGGAAAGACCAGGGGCAUGCAGGACCCAAGGGUACUGAGGAAGGUUGCAGCUGAGACUGAUCAGUGAUGUACCCCUGGGGGAAGGUGGUAGGAUAUACAGAGCCACAUGCAACCUUAUGGUAUCCUGAAGGCCUCACGUGGUGCGGCUCAAGGAAAGUAGGUUAUAGGAACAAAUAGACCAAUAGCCUCUUGGGUUUGGCCCAUGCCAGUUGCCUUCUCUGCUGUUCCCGCAUCUUUUCUCUUUGCCCACCCUGCCUGCCGCGUGGCUCUGAAGGACCCUGUCUGGCCCAGUAAAAGAAGUACUGAUCCAUGGUUACACCUAGAGCCUCUUUUCUUUUUGCUGCGCACUCACAUGGCUUCUCUCUCUCUCCGUCCCCCUCCCCCUCCUUGUCCUUAUCUUUCCCUUCCGUCUCCAUGGCGACUCACCACCUCAGCUUGCCUGCAUCCCAGCCCCUGCCAGGGAUUUGGAGCUGGGCUCCCUCCCUCCUCUGAAGCCUUGUACCCGAAGCCCUGUCUCCUCCCCCUGGGGUGAGUCCAGCGGCAGCCUCCUCUUUCGGGACCAGUCGACCCACAGGCACAUUGAUUCUCCAGCUCUGACAGAGAGUCAGCUCCUUGGGGAGACGGUCCCCUGUCCCUCCUUCCACCUGCCACAGCUCAGCCAGCUCUUCAGGAAAGGCUAACCUCACCUCCGUCUGAAGGUCUAGGGUUCUCCUCGCUCCGUGGCAGACCCUCUCCCAUCUCAGCCUCCCAUGCCGAGGCCCAGCUUGUCAGUCACUUCCUUUUGUCAUCGGCUUGGCAAACGGGAGAGAAAACGGAGCUUCAUGAGAAACAGCAGCAACAGUUGGUCCCAUGCACCAUUCCCCAAGUUGGAGCUGGGUCUGGGGCCCCGAGUGACUGCACCCCAGGAGCUGCCUGCCUGCUCCAUCUGCCUGGAGAGGCUGCGUGAGCCCAUCUCACUGGCCUGUGGCCAUGACUUCUGCAUUCGGUGCUUCAGCACACACCGUGUCCCUGGCUGCGAGCCACCCUGCUGCCCCGAGUGCCGGAAGAUCUGCAAGCAGAAGAAGGGCCUCCGCAGUCUGGGGGAGAAGAUGAGGCUCCUUCCGCAGCGGCCAUUGCCCCCUGCGCUGCAGGAGAGCUGUUCAGUGAGGGCAGAACCUCUGCUGCUGGUGCGCAUCAAUGCCUCGGGGGGCCUCAUCCUCAGGAUGGGGGCCAUCAACCGCUGCCUGAAGCACCCCCUGGCCAGGGACACCCCUGUCUGCCUCCUUGCCGUCCUGGGGGAGCAGCACUCAGGGAAGUCCUCCCUCCUUGACCACUUGCUCCAGGGCUUGCCAAGCUUGGAGCCUGGUGGUGAGGGCAGCUGGUCCAGAGGAGGAGAAGGGUCCCUGCAGGGGUUCAGAUGGGGUGCCAAUGGCCUCAGCAGGGGCAUAUGGAUGUGGAGCCACCCCUUCUUGCUGGGGAAAGAGGGGAAGAAGGUGGCUGUGUUCCUAGUGGAUGCAGGGGAUGCCAUGAGUCCUGAGCUGAGCAGGGAAACAAGGAUCAAACUUUGCGCUCUCACCACGAUGCUGAGCUCCUACCAGAUCCUGAACAGCUCCCAGGAACUAAAGAACAUAGAUCUGGACUACCUGGAGAUGUUCGUCCACGUGGCUGAGGUUAUGGGCAGGCAUUACGGAAUGGUACCAAUCCAGCAUCUGGACCUCUUAGUUCGUGACUCAUCUCACUCCAACAAGGCAGGGAAGGGUCUCGUGGGUGACAUCCUCCAGAAGUUGUCCGGCAAAUAUCCCAAGGUCCAGGAACUCCUCCUAGGGAACCGAGCCCGCUGUUACCUCCUGCCCUCUCCAGGGAGGCGGUGGAUGAACAAAGGCCGAGGAAGCCCAGGAGGUGACACAGAUGAUGAUUUCCACCACCUUCUGUGGCCCUAUGUCUUGGAUGUGCUGAGCGCAGUCCCCCAGCACGCUAAGAGCCGCUGCCAGGGCUACUGGAGUGAGGGGCGCACCGUGGCCAGAGGAGACAGACGCCUGCUCACCGGGCAGCAGCUAGCUCAGGAGAUCAAGAACCUCUCAGGCUGGAUGGGGAGGACAGGGCCCGGCUUCAGCUCUCCCGAUGAGAUGGCUGCUCAGCUGCAUGACUUGAGGAAAGUGGAAGUCGCCAAGAAGGAGUUUGAGGAGUAUGUGAGGCAGCAGGAUGUAGCCACCAAGCGCAUCUUCUCUGCACUCCGGGUCCUGCCAGACACCAUGCGGAACCUGCUCUCCUCCCAGAAGGAUGCCAUCUUGGCCCGUCAUGGAGUGGCUUUGCUGUGCAAGGAGCGUGAGCAGACCUUAGAAGCCCUGGAGGCUGAGCUGCAGGCCAAGGCCAAGGCCUUCAUGGACUCCUACACUAUGCGCUUUUGUGGCCACCUGGCUGCAGUUGGGGGCGCUGUGGGAGCUGGGCUUAUGGGCCUGGCGGGGGGCGUUGUGGGUGCGGGCAUGGCUGCGGCUGCUCUGGCAGCAGAGGCUGGGAUGGUGGCAGCAGGGGCAGCAGUGGGGGCGACGGGGGCCGCUGUGGUGGGGGGUGGUGUGGGUGCUGGGCUGGCUGCCACUGUGGGCUGCAUGGAGAAGGAAGAAGAUGAGAGGGUGCAGGGAGGAGACCGAGAGCCCCUUCUCCAGGAAGAGUGACAGCCCAAGAAAUGUUGAAGAAUGGGAGAGAUGUGAGGUUGGGGAGAAAGUAGGGGGUUAGGGUGGGGCAAUGCAGAGAUUUUAAGGGGCCCACAUGUACCGCACUGCCCCUGUUGAAUGCCCACUGUCUGGGCACUGGCCAAGCUGGGGACUCAAGGUACAUAUAGGAACUUGGGGAGGUUUCCCGGGGCCAGAAGGCAGCCAGCAAGUAGAGCAUAGGGUCUGUUUCUGGUUGUAGAUGAUUAUUGAUCUGCUGCUGUCCUGGUCCUAGGUAAACUUGACCCUGGGGUUUCUGCUAUGAGUGAGGCUCCAUCCUUCCCUCUCUAGUUUAUUUCCCCAGAUGAUGGUGGAUUGGAGCAAAGAUGAGCAGUGCUAUCCUGCAAGUCAACCCUGGGUCAACAGCCCUGUCAUUUCACAGAUGGAAUAGUCCCUGGCAUGACUGAUAUGAUCAACUUUGGCGUUCAGGAGUGAGGAGCACUGACAGGGUUGGGAGGGAAAGAGGAAGGGAGCCUGGGCCAAACCAGUGAGGCAGGUUAUGAGAGAUGGUGGCUGAAAACCCACAGUAGAAACAUUUGCUCCCAGAUGCAUUCCAAAGCUACUCCUACAGGACUAAGGUGGGCUGCCUGCCCUCCCCUCGCAGCCUGGCAGCUGUGUGUGCAUCCUGAGUGGCCCUGAACCCAACUUGGGCUCAUGCCUUUUGUCAAAUCUGUUCAGACAGAGGAGUGCCCGUGUUCUUUGUGGAAUGCCCUCACCACAACAGAUUAAAUGCCAAAGAAUCACACUUCAGUUGCAUUCUGAGCUAAACUAGUCUAUUCCAGAUUCUAUCAAAGCCUCAUAAAGGAAACCAAAGGGAACAGAUUCUAUCUUUAAACAUGUUGUUUCUCCCUUGAGCUUGUGAGAGACCACUUUGCUCUGUCUUAGAAGAUCUCUUGAUGCUGCUCUCCUAAUACCAGCUCCAUGGGGAAUUUGGGGGUGAGGAGCUUCUCUCUGGAAGACAGAAAAUCCUACUAGGAAGACUUUUGGGCUACUAAAGUGUAAAAUAUGCUGGGCACACGACCCCUUAUUUUAUGAAAAAAUAAAAUGUGUG
Molecule: messenger RNA, 4240 nt
Organism: Heterocephalus glaber (naked mole-rat)
Lineage: Eukaryota; Metazoa; Chordata; Mammalia; Rodentia; Bathyergidae
Gene: Rnf112
Product: ring finger protein 112
Molecular function (GO): GTPase activity; metal ion binding; GTP binding
Source: RefSeq, a predicted model, not a curated record